Molecule: messenger RNA, 5493 nt
Organism: Bubalus bubalis (water buffalo)
Lineage: Eukaryota; Metazoa; Chordata; Mammalia; Artiodactyla; Bovidae
Gene: EHBP1L1
Product: EH domain binding protein 1 like 1
Exons: 20
Coding region: 260-5068 (1602 amino acids)
Molecular function (GO): protein binding
Source: RefSeq, a predicted model, not a curated record
CGGCGCGCUCGCCGCUCAGCGCUCCAGCGACCCGACGCGCCCCAGACGACCCCGCCGAGGCGGCCAGAUCACCGGCGGGCCCCCGCGGCGGCGGCGGCGGAAAGAGCGGCCCCUGAUCCUGCGCCUUGGACCCCUCCGCACGGACGGGGCGGGCGGCGCCGAUAGGAUCCUGGAGGCCAUGGGGACCUGGGCCGGGCCAGCGGUCGCGGACUAGCGGGAGUCCCGGGUCUGAGGAGCGGGCGGCGGAGGCGGCGGGGCCAUGACCUCGGUGUGGAAGCGCUUGCAGCGCGUGGGCAAGCGGGCCGCCAAAUUCCAGUUUGUGGCCUGUUACCACGAGCUGGUAGUGGAGUGCACCAAGAAAUGGCAACCGGAUAAGCUGGUGGUAGUGUGGACCCGGCGAAACCGACGCAUCUGCUCCAAGGCCCACAGCUGGCAGCCAGGCAUCCAGAACCCAUACCGGGGCACCGUGGUGUGGAUGGUACCUGAGAAUGUGGACAUCUCUGUGACCCUGUACCGGGACCCCCAUGUGGAUCAGUAUGAGGCCAAAGAGUGGACGUUCAUCAUUGAGAAUGAGUCCAAGGGGCAGCGGAAGGUGCUGGCCACGGCCGAGGUGGACCUGGCCCGCCACGCAGGGCCUGUGCCUACCCAGGUCCCGCUGCGGCUGCGGCUGAAGCCCAAGUCGGUGAAGGUGGUACAGGCCGAGCUAAGCCUCACUCUGUCCGGGGUGCUGCUGCGGGAGGGCCGUGCCACGGAUGAUGACAUGCAGAGCCUUGCGAGCCUCAUGAGCAUGAAACCUAGUGACGUGGGCAACUUGGAUGACUUUGCCGAGAGCGACGAGGAGGAGGCCAAUGGCCCAGGAGCCCUGGAGGCACGGGCACGUGUGCCCCAGCCAGGCCGGGGCGGUGCCCUGAGGCUGGGGCAUUUCCCAGAGACCCCUCGGGAGCUGAAGACACUUUGUGAGGAGGAGGAAGAGGGCCGAUUGCAGCCCCGGCAGGCAGCUGCCAGCCCUUCUAGUGCUGAGGAUACCAGCCCAGCCCCUGUGAGUGCCCCUGCGCCCCCAGCCAGGGCCUCCCGGGGCCAGGGCUCAGAACCAGCUACUGUAGCAGGGGGCCAGGUGGGGCUCAAGGCCCCAAGGCCCCCCGGAACCCUGCCAGAGACAAGGCCCUCAAGACAGCCAGGCCAGGACGUGGCCCCCACUCCAGCCCCUCAGCUCCAGAAAGGCUCUGAUGCCCCCUGGCCCCCAGUCCACCAAGGAGAGGAUGAGGCCCCCAAAGCCUCCGGGGCUCCCCCAGCAGGAAUGGAUUCUGCUGUGGAGUCCCAGGCGCGGGCAAGCCCUCAGGAAGGGACAGAGGCCCAGGGAGCUGGGCUGGGCCCAGGCAUUGAGAACAGAGACUCCAGCAACUCUUUGGAAGGGCAGAAACCCAAGGUUGAGGAGGGGGGCGCUGGAGACAGGGCAGAGGCUAGUGGGGUGGACACUGAGCAUAGGCCAGGAGUCAGAGAGGUGAACAGUCAGAGGUCAGUGGUCAGAGCUGGGGAGGCUGAAGAGAGUUUAGAGAUCGGUCACGUGGAUGCGGAGCAGAGAUCAAAGGUGAAACCUGUGGACACUAAGGGACCAGAGGCCACAGAGGUGACAUCUGAGGCAAGAUUCAAGGGGACUCCCGAGGCUCCUCCAAGGGGCUCUCAGGGGAGGACAGGGGUCAAGACCAGGGAUGAAGCUCCCAGAGUCCUGAGCCCAACACCAGCAGAGCCUGUGGGGCAUUCCGGGCAUCUUGGUGACCUCAAGGUGGCCAGGGCUUCUGCAGGCCAGGAGAGAGAGUGUGCAGAGGUGAGGGGCGGAACCUCUGGUGUUGGGGGGACAGGCCUGGAGCAGGGGCCCUCUGCUGGAGCACCAAGCGCUGGGCCCCAGGUGAGCUGGUACCAGGGGGCCCCACCAGCAGCUGAACAAGGGGUGAUGUCCAGGGAUCUGAGGGUCUGGGAGGUAGAAACUGGGGAUUUGAGGGUCUUGGGAACAGAGCCUGGGGUGGCAGAGUUAGAGUUAUUGGGGACCCAGGAGAUCUCAGGGUCCCCAGAGAUAGUGUCUGAGGCAGCAGAAGCAAAGACCUUGGGGACCCAGGAGACAGAGGCAGUGAGAUCGGGGGUCCUAGAGUCAGAGGCUGCUGAGAUGGCAGAGUCUGAGGAUCUAGGGACCCAGAAAACAGUGGUAAGCAUUUCAGGGGCCUCAGGGACAGAGGGUGGGAUGGCAGAGUGUAAGGCACUGGGGACCCAGGAAACAGAGGCUGGGGGUUCAGGAGUUCUGGGGACAAAGACUGGGAUGUUGGAAACUAAGAUGUUAGGGACCCAGGAGAUAUCUGGGUGCUCAGGGAUACUGAGAAGGGAAACUGAGACAGCAGAGUCUGAAAUACUUGGGGCCCAGGACACAGAAUUGGGGUGUUCAGGGGUCUCAGAGAUAAAAUCCAAGAUAACAGGGAGCCAGGAGACAGAGGUAGGGAGUUCAGGGGUCCCAGGGACAGAGACUGAGGUAGCAAAAGCUGAGAUACUGGAGAUCCAGGAGAUCGAAGCUGGGGGUUCAGGGGCCCCAGAGAUGGAGACUGAGACCCUGAGGACCCAGGAGACAGAGGUAAGGGGCUCAGGGGCCCCAGAGAUGGAGACUGAGACCCUGAGGAUCCAGGAGACAGAGGUAGGGGGCUCAGGGGCCCCAGAGAUGGAGACUGAGACAUUGAAGACCCAGGAGACAGAGGUAGGGGGCUCAGGGGCCCCAGAGAUGGAGACUGAGACCCUGAGGAUCCAGGAGACAGAGGUACGGGGCUCAGGGGCCCCAGAGAUGGAGACUGAGACCCUGAGGAUCCAGGAGACAGAGGUAGGGUGCUCAGGGGCCCCAGAGAUGGAGACUGAGACCCUGAGGAUCCAGGAGACAGAGGUAGGGUGCUCAGGGGCCCCAGAGUUGGAGACUGAGACCCUGAGGAUCCAGGAGACAGAGGUAGGGGGCUCAGGGGCCCCAGAGAUGGAGACUGAGACAUUGAGGACCCAGGAGACAGAGGUGGGAGAUUCAGGGUUCUCAGGGUCAGAGGCUGGAAUGGCAGAGGCUGAGGGACUAGGGAGUCAACAGAGAGAAACUACAGUUUUAGAGGCUGAGAAGGGAAAGGCUCGGACUUCCGGGGUCCAGGAGGCAGAGACUGGACUUGGGGAGACCCUCAAAUAUGAGGCUUUAGGGGUCCCAGUUGUAAAGCAUGAAGUUUUAGAAUCCCAGGGAACAGAGGCAGAAACUACAGUUUCAAGGGGCCAGGAGGCGGAGACUGGGAUUUGGGGGGUUUCAGAGGCCAAGUCUGGGGUUUGGGGGGCCAGGGAAGCAGAGAUGGAAGUUUCAGGGGCUUCAGAGAACCCAUCUGGUAUUUUUGAGGGCCAGGAAGCAGAGGCUGGGGUCUCAGGAGCCGAGAAGGGAAAAGAAGCUGAGGGAAACCUCCCAGAGGCCAGCCUGAUGGAGGUGCAGGUGGCCAGUGGGGCAGGGGCUGGGGUGUCCAGGCCCUCCGGGGCCUCUUCCCCAGAGGAGCCUGAAGAGGACAGGAGGCUGCCGGGCAGCCAGGCACCACCUGCCCAGGUCAGCUUCAGCCAGUCCCUGCUGGAGUGGUGCCAGGAAGUCACUGCCGGCUACCGCGGCGUGCGCGUCACCAACUUCACCACGUCCUGGCGCAACGGUUUGGCCUUCUGUGCCAUCCUGCACCGAUUCUACCCAGACAAGAUAGACUUUGCCUCCCUUGACCCCCUGAACAUCAAACAGAACAACAAGCAGGCCUUCGAUGGCUUCGCGGCCCUGGGCGUGUCGCGGCUGCUGGAGCCGGCGGACAUGGUGCUGCUGUCGGUGCCCGACAAGCUGAUCGUCAUGACCUACCUGUGCCAGAUCCGUGCCUUCUGCACGGGGCAGGAGCUGCAGCUGGUGCAGCUGGAGGGCGGCGGCGGCGCAGGCACGUACCGCGUGGCCAGCGCCCAGCCGAGCCCGCCCGACGACCUGGACACCGGGGGCCUGGCGCAGCGGCUGCGCGAGCACCGGGCCGAGGCGCCCCAGCAGCCCCAGGAGGCCGCGACCCGCGUGGACGGGGCGGCCCCCGAGGCGGCCUCCAAGGACCGCGGGGCCGUAGCCGCCCAGGAGGCGCGCUCCGCCGAGGCCCCGGCCGACGGCCCUGGAGCCCGGGCGUCCGUGCCCCCGGCAGAGGGGCUGGUGAACGGGGUAGGGGCCCCGGGCGCCGCGGGCGGCGUGAGGCUGCGGCGGCCGUCGGUCAACGCGGAGGCCGGGCCGGUGCCCCCGCCCCGCGCGCACGGCUCCUUCUCGCAUGUGCGCGACGCGGACCUGCUGAAGAAGAGGCGUUCGCGGCUCCGGAACAGCAGCUCCUUCUCCGGGGACGAGCCCGACUCGGGAGCGGCUGGAGCGGCGGCGGAAGGCACAAGUCCUGACCCCAGCCCUGCCCCUGGCCUUCCUGCAGCCUCAGCCCCACAGCAGCCCUCUGGUGGGACUCCUCCGGCGGAAGAACCGCCCCCAAGCCCAGGGGAGGAUGCUGGGCUGCAACGGUUCCAGGACACAAGUCAGUACGUGUGCGCGGAGCUUCAAGCCUUGGAACAGGAACAGAGGCAGAUAGAUGGGCGGGCAGCCGAGGUGGAGAAGCAGCUAAGGAGCCUCAUGGAGUCAGGUACCAACAGGCUGCAGGAGGAGGUACUGAUCCAAGAGUGGUUCACUCUGGUCAACAAGAAGAACGCUCUCAUCCGGAGGCAGGACCAGCUGCAGCUGCUCAUCGAAGAGCAGGACUUGGAGCGGAGAUUUGAGCUGCUGAGCCGGGAGCUACGGGCGAUGCUGGCCAUUGAAGACUGGCUGAAAACGGCUGCGCAGCAGCGCCGAGAGCAACUCUUGCUGGAGGAGCUGGUGUCGCUGGUGAACCAGAGAGACGAGCUGGUCCGGAACCUGGACCAGAAGGAGCGGACCGCCCUGGAGGAGGAUGAGCGCCUGGAGCGCGGCCUGGAGCAGCGGCGCCGCAAGCUGAGCCGGCAGCUGAGCCGGCGUGAACGCUGCGUGCUGAGCUGAGGCCACGCGGGCCCAGACGCCUUCGUCCCUCCCGGUCCGCCCAGACCGCAGCCUUUCUCGCCGCCGCGCCGGAUCGCCGCUUUGGGCCUGCGCUCGGGAGGACCGGACCCGACGCGACCAGUAGGGGCCGCCGUGACCCUUUACCGGGAAAGGAAGCGCAGCCUUUCGGGCCCCGACGGACAAGGGCGGCUGGCUGGGCGGCCGCGCCGUCCGGGCCGUAUUUAUUAGUCCGUGUGAGUGAGUGUGCGUGUGUGCUCGUGGUGGACUGAGGGUCCCAGGCGUGCCCACCCGGAGCCCGUACCCGAUGGCCGGAUCCGGCCGGCGAGCUCCAGGGGGUGGGAGGGACGGCUGGUGAUCUGCCGCGCUCAACACCCCGCCCCCCUUCCUGUUCCUCGCGAGCAAUAAAGUUGGAAAAGGCCACGCCA